This is a messenger RNA of Aspergillus tanneri, 504 nucleotides long. Its product is annotated as coiled-coil-helix-coiled-coil-helix domain-containing protein. The transcript is spliced from 3 exons. The coding region runs from base 1 to 504 and encodes 167 amino acids. Gene Ontology annotation, biological process: mitochondrion organization. Gene Ontology annotation, cellular component: nucleus; mitochondrion. The record is from RefSeq and is a predicted model, not a curated record. Lineage: Eukaryota; Fungi; Ascomycota; Eurotiomycetes; Eurotiales; Aspergillaceae.
AUGGCUCGUCAACGCCGUGGUGCCGCCCCCACUGCGCGCAGUGCUCCUACCAGACCUACCGCCGCUCCCGCCAGACCGGCUACUGCUCCGCAAGCCCAGCAGCACCAGCCUCACUCGACGUCUGCUCACCCUCCCGCACAGCAGGCACCUCCUCCUGUUGCCCCGGUGCAGCAGAGCUCCGGCCCGGGACUCUUUGGCCAGAUGGCAUCGACCGCAGCUGGUGUCGCAAUCGGUUCCUCCAUCGGCCAUGCCGUCGGUGGCCUCUUCAGCGGUGGCUCUAGUGCUCCUGCCGAGGCUCAACAGGCGCCUCCUGCUCAGGCCCAGCCCAUGGACAACGGUCUGUGGCAGAGCAACGCCGCAAAUACCUCUUGGGAAAACUCUGCGUGCGCAACUGAUAUCCGGAACUUCCGUAACUGCAUGGAUGAGAACAAGGGUGACAUGACUAUUUGCGGAUGGUAUCUUGACCAGCUGAAAGCUUGCCAGGCUGCGGCGAAGCCGUACUAA